This is a messenger RNA of Acomys russatus (golden spiny mouse), 650 nucleotides long. Its product is annotated as C-type lectin domain family 2 member D11-like. Gene Ontology annotation, cellular component: external side of plasma membrane. The coding region runs from base 16 to 630 and encodes 204 amino acids. The record is from RefSeq and is a predicted model, not a curated record. The transcript has 5 exons. NCBI's taxonomy places the organism in Eukaryota, Metazoa, Chordata, Mammalia, Rodentia, Muridae.
CUGCUCAGCUCUGAAAUGAGUGCUGCAGAGUCUUCAGUGGGCAUGCUCCCUACCAAAGAUGGCCUGUGGGAGGGAGAAAUGGGUAAAGAGUUCCAAGACAAAUGUCUCAGAAUCGCCUCCCCUGAGUCUCCUGUUAAGCUUUACUGCUGCUAUGUGGUGAUCAUGGUCCUCACUGUAGCUGUAGUUGCACUUUCUGUUGCUUUGUCAGUAAGAAAGACUGAGCAGGUGCCAAUGGAAACUAUCUAUGCUGUUUGCCCGAGAUAUUGGAUUGGAUUUGGAAGUAAAUGUUUUUAUUUUUCUGAAUACACAAGUAACUGGACAUUCAGCCAGAACUCCUGCAUAGCACUAGAGGCCCAACUAGCUCGAUUUGACAACAUGGAGGAGCUGAGUUUCCUAAGAAGAUACAAGGGGACUUUUGACUACUGGAUCGGCCUGCACAGAGAGUCCUUAGAGGAUCCUUGGACAUGGACAGACAGCACUAAGUAUAACAACUUGCUUGCCAUCAGGGGAGAGGAAGAAUAUGCCUACCUGAACAACAAUGGGAUCAGCAGUGCCAGGAUCUAUGCAGAUCGGAGAUGGAUUUGUAGCAAACCCAACAGCUACAUCCUCCAGUGCCAAAAUCCUUUCUAGUCUUUGUCAAGAGAUGCUUU